This is a messenger RNA of Lithohypha guttulata, 1200 nucleotides long. RefSeq lists its product as uncharacterized. Gene Ontology annotation, molecular function: phosphoprotein phosphatase activity. The transcript has a single exon. Gene Ontology annotation, biological process: dephosphorylation. The coding region runs from base 1 to 1200 and encodes 399 amino acids. NCBI's taxonomy places the organism in Eukaryota, Fungi, Ascomycota, Eurotiomycetes, Chaetothyriales, Trichomeriaceae. The record is from RefSeq and is a predicted model, not a curated record.
AUGGCCGAAUCAGCACCUCAAGCCUUCAAUGCUGAACCACCGCCACCACCAGAUAAGGCACCACCUUUGCCAGAAACGUUCAUCUUCCCAGACUAUCUUCCAACACCACCCUUCAUAGACGUCGAUGGCGUACCUAACUUCCGCGACAUGGGUGGCUACCUUACCGCCUCGUCCUACUUCUCUGGUGCUGGCACUUCAGCUACCACGCCUAUGAUGGUCCGUCGAGGUCUUCUAUACCGAUGCGCUCAUCCACAGCUACUCACUCAGCAAGGCAACAAGACACUAACAGAUCAGCUGGGCAUCAAACACAUCUAUGACCUGCGAUCGGCUCCCGAAGUUAAGAAGCUUUCCGCUUCAUUGGCGCAAUUUAAUGAGUCAGAUGCACCAACCAACCCUGACUCUACAGCCUUGCAGCCGGAAGGUAUGACCCGGCAUUUCACUCCUGUGUACGAGGAAGAAGACUACGGCCCCGUCGCUUUGGCCACCAAGUUAGGCUGGUACACUUCUGCUCAAGUUACUGGUGACAAACUGCCAUUCGCAUAUUCGGAAGGUUUCGUCAAUGCAUACCGAGACAUCGCGACUCAUGCCACAAUCUCCGAUAAACACAAUGCUGCUUAUCCCACCAUAUUACGGCAAAUCAUCGAACACCCGGACGAACCGAUCAUUUUUCACUGCACUGCUGGCAAAGAUCGAACUGGUGUACUUGCUGCUAUGCUCCUGAGACUAGCGGGAGUGGACGAUGAUACAAUUGCUUGGGAAUAUGCAUUGACAGAGCCUGGUCUCGGUUCGUGGCGUAACCUGUUUAUCGAACGGAUAUCUAGAGGUGGCCUGGGUCAAGCAGGAGCAAAAAGCGCCGAAGUCCAAGAAGUUAAACCAAAAAUGAGUCGAGAAGAGGCCAGCAGAAUCGUUGGCAGCAGAGCCGGCAAUAUAAAAGCCUUCUUGAGAUUGGUUCUGGACGGAGAAUUUGGAGGAGUAGAGAACUAUAUGAUGAGUAAAUGUGGGUUGAGCUCUGAGGAGGUGGAGAAGCUAAAGCAGAUCUUGGUCGUUCCUGUUCAAAGGGUUGAGGAUGUGGUGCCGGUUAGGGGUAUCAAAGACUGGACUGCAGAUGGUGGUGUCCAAGACACCAACAACGACCAAAGAGAGUUGCCUCUCAACGAGGACGCGGGACGUGAGACAGAGCAGAAGGUGAUGGCAGGUUAA